AUGAGUGGAAUCAAACGAAGUUUAAGUGCUGAUUAUGAUUCAGCAAUUACAAAUGAUAGUAAUAAUCAAGAACCAGCAAGUCCUAAUAAUUCUUCAGAUUUAAAAAGAUCUCGACAUUCAUCAUCACAUUCAGAAUAUGAAGAAGAAGAAGAAGAAACUCAAAUAGUUGAACAAGAAAAUGACGUUACUAAUGGUCAUUCAACAAGUCAAUCUGAAACUGAAGAAGAAGAAGAAGAAGAAGAGGAAGAAGAAGAACAACAACAAAAUAAUGUGCAAGAAAAUUCUUUGAAUUAUUCAAUUGUUCAUAUUGAUUUUGAUAAUGGAGAAGAUGAUAUAUAUCGAUAUGAUGGUAAUAUUAUUUUUCAUAUUCAUAUUCCGUCUCGAGGACGAUCUUGUCAAAUAUCAAGUGAACCAUCAAUCAUACGAACAUUUCCAUGGACAUUAAUAGGACAUAUAAAACCAAAUCAUGAUAAUUUUCAAAAUGAUAAUGCUGGAAUAUUUGGUCUUUUUCUUAAAUGUGGAGUAGAUAAAACUAUUCAGAAUUGGUCAAUAUUUGCUAAAGCUGAAUUAACACUUUUACAUGCAACAAAUUCAAAGAAAAAUUAUGUUAAAAAAAUUAAUCAUUUAUUUAAUUCGCGUUCUAUUGAUUGGGGUUUUCAUAAUUUUAAAUACUUAAAAGAAAUCUAUGAUGAAUUUCUACAUCCAUCAGAUAAUACAAUUCGAAUUGAAGCAAAAAUUCAUGCUGAUCCUCCGCGAAAUGUUGAUUGGGAUUCAAAAGGUCAAACUGGUUUUGUUGGCUUGAGAAAUAUUGGCGCAACUUGUUAUAUGAAUUCAUUUUUACAAACAAUUUAUUUUACUAAAAAACUACGCAAGGCUGUUUAUGCAUUACCAACUGAUCAUGAUGAUCAAUCACAUAGCAUUCCACUUGCUUUACAAAAACUUUUUUAUGAUCUUCAAUUUAGUGAUCGAGCAGUUAGUACCAAGAAAUUAACACGUUCAUUCGGAUGGGACAAACCGGAUGAAUUUUGUCAGCAUGAUAUUCAAGAAUUUUGUCGAGUGUUACUCGAUAAAUUAGAAUGUAAAAUGGAAGAUACAACUAUUGAAGGUAUUAUUCCAUCAUUAUUUCAAGGACAAUAUGUGCAAUAUAUUCGAUGCACAAAUGUAGAUCAUGAAUCUCGAGUGACUCAAACAUUCUAUGAUGUUCCAUUACAAGUACGUAAUAAUGCAAAUAUUACAGAAAGUUUUCGAGAUUUUUGUAAAAGUGAAAUAUUAACCGGUGAAAAUUUAUAUGAUGCUGGUUGUUUUCAUGGUUUACAAGAAGCAGAAAAAGGUGUUAAAUUUCAAAAAUUUCCACCUGUACUUUGUUUACAUUUAUUACGUUUUGAAUAUGAUUAUAAUUUAUCACAAAAUCGAAAAAUAAAUGACAGUUAUUCAUUUGAUUAUCAUCUUGAUCUAAAUGAAUUUCUUGAAAAACCAAAUUGUUCAUCAUGUUCAUAUAAAUUAUUAUCAAUAUUAGUUCAUAGUGGUGAUAAUUCAAGUGGACAUUAUGUUUCAUUUAUAAAUCCUAAAUUAGAUAAAGAAUGGUUUAAAUUUGAUGAUGAUGUUGUUGCACGAGUAGCAUCAAGUGAUGCAAUGGAAAGAAAUUUUGGUGGAGUACAAGAUGAUGAUGGAAGUAUGUACAAUACAUCAGCUUAUAUGUUGGUUUAUAUACGUGAAGAUUGUCAAGAUGAUGUUUUAUGUGAUAUAAAUCUUGAAGAUAUUUCAGAAAAUUUAAUUAAAAGAUUCAAUUAUAAUAAAAAAUCUAUAAAACAACGUCAGAUUAUAUCGGAUAAUAAUAAUUUAAUUGAUAUACAUAUUAUUUUAAAUAAUGAUUUUUAUAUUCAACAAAAAGCUUGUUUAACUGAACUUAUUUAUGAAAAUUCAUUAGAUUUUUCUGAAAAUAAACGAUGUUUACGAUAUAUAUCAGCACAACGUUCAGAAUUAUUUCGUACAUUUGCACAACGAUUAGCUUAUGAAUUGGGGGUAAAUCUUGAUGAAGAUAUACGAUUAUGGGUUAUUAAUACACAUAAAAUUUCUAAUAAUAAUCAUCAUUAUCAUCAUUCUCAACCGUUACUUACUUCUACAUUGACUUAUUGUAAUGAUUAUGAUAAAAAAGUAAAUGAUAUAUUCCAAUAUGAAAUAUUAAAUCGAAGAGUUUUAGCAAUAUAUGUUGAACAGAAAUUAUUUAUGAAUAAUAUUUAUCAAUUAUUACCGUUUGACACAGAUGAUAUAUUAAUAUUUGUUCGUUUUUAUAAUGCACAAGACGAAUCUCUUUUGUAUAUUGGGCAUUUUUUAUUUUCACAAAAACAAUCAUUUCAGAAAUGUUUGAAUGAUAUUGCUCUUCGAAUGAAAAUAUCUAUAUGUUCGUCAACGACAUUUAUUGUUCAUCAAAGUCAACCGAAACAUAAUCAAAUUCAUCAAUAUGAAUCACUAAAAUCAUCAGAUUUUGAAUUAUUAUUAUCUCAAGUACUUCGUCCAUGUUUAUCUGGUAUAUCAAUUAUAAUUCAAAUUGUAAAUCCUAAUCAAACAGAUAAAGAAAAUUCUUUAACAACUGUUGAUGAUUAUCUUCGAAAUCUUUCAAGUCGUCAAGAAUUUGAUGUUUAUCAUCGAGAUAGUUUACGUAAUGAAUGUCUUUUUAAAUUAUUUCUUCCAUUAAAAACAUCAAUUAAACAUGUUAUUCAAUUAAUUGCUGAACGUAUUGAAUAUUCCGAAGAACAAAUUAUUAUACAAAAAUCAUCAAAUUCAACAUUAAUAACCAAUAUUACAACUUCAACAUCUUCAUUACAUAUUGGUUGUGAACAAAAACUUCGUGAUCUUUAUCCGAAUCUACGUAUUACAGGAACAUCACCACGAAAAAUUAUUUUUAAAAAAUUACCAUUUAAUUAUACUGAACUUGAACAUCGUCGUCUAUUUCGAUUAUUUGUUACAAAUUCCCGAAAAAAAGAUGAACAACGAGAAGUUCAAUUAUAUGUUAGAAAAUCAUCGAGAGUUGCUGAAUUUCUUGCUGAAAUCAAACAAUGGAUGCCAGCAGUAUGUUCUGAGAAUGGAAGUCAACAAUUAAGAAUAAUCGAACUCAUUUCAUAUAAUCAAAUAAAUCCUCCCUUUCGACUUCGUAUAUGUCCCGAUGAAUCCUCAAUGGAUGAAUAUACUAAUUGUGCAAAUCAUUUUUAUCAUUUGGAAGAAAUUAUUCAUGAUGAUAUUGAUUAUACUAAAGAAUCGACAUUAAUACCUGUUGCUCAUUAUACUAAAGAAAAUUUUAUACAAAUAAAUCUUCAAAAAUUUUUUCCAUUUUUUAUACAUGUGAUACAAAAUGAAUCAUUUAAUGAUGUUAAACAUCGAUUGCAAGUCAAAUUAGGUCUUACAAAUCGUGAAUUUGACAAGUAUCAUUUUUCAAUAUAUAAUGGUAGUAAAUUAAUAUCUCGAUGUGAUGAUAAUGCAGAAAAAAUAAACAUCUGUGAAUUGAAAUUAAUUCGAAAUACAUGUUGGAUUGGUUUAGAAAUUCCAUCAGUAUCAAAUCCACGAAAGACUAGAAAAUCACUUUUUUCAGAAAAACCUAUUCGAAUAAACUAG
Adineta steineri is the source of this 3609-nucleotide messenger RNA. The record is from the annotation of a GenBank genome assembly. Lineage: Eukaryota; Metazoa; Rotifera; Eurotatoria; Adinetida; Adinetidae.